Messenger RNA from Entamoeba dispar SAW760, 573 nucleotides. RefSeq lists its product as uncharacterized. Lineage: Eukaryota; Evosea; Mastigamoebida; Endamoebidae. The record is from RefSeq and is a predicted model, not a curated record. The transcript has a single exon. The coding region runs from base 1 to 573 and encodes 190 amino acids.
AUGAAUAGAAUAGAUGCUAAGUGGUAUGAAAUUUGGAUUGGAGAAGAUAUUGAUUAUAAAGUUGUUGAUGAAUAUGCUUUAAAUCUCAUUACUGAACUUAUUAUCAUAAAACAAGAUCUCCACAUUUAUGCAAUGAGUAAAGAGAGUCAAUGUAUGUCACAAGUUGUAUUAAAUUUACUUAAAGCCUUUGAAGAAGUUACAAAAAAAUCUACUAAUGAAGUUAUAGAAAAACAAACUGGUGAAAAAGAAUCAACAGUAGUUUGUCUUCGUUGGUUAAUGGGUGCAGAGUUUAUUGUCGAGUCAUGUAAACCUCUCAUUCAAAAAGAUAACGAAACACUUAACCAGAUUGAAGAAGUUCUCUCAAACAUGAAGAACAUGAUUGGCAUUGAGUCAGAAAAUACUAAAAAUCAGAGGUCCACAGCUGUUUCAAAUACUAUGAAUAAAUUUGAAGCUCUUAUUUGUUCCUUUAAACUUAGUGCUGCUGUUAAUGAAGAGAAAAUGGGUAAAAUCACUAGGGUUCGUGACCAACAAAGAAACAUUUCAUGUCUUGAUGUUCCAAUGGAAAAGAAUUAG